UACAUCUUCGAACCCGCUGAGAACUAAGCAAGUCAGUCGCCGCGAUCACACAAGUCCCGCAUCCACUAUCGUUCCCCAGGGCCCCGCUUUUGUCCCUCUCAUUAACCUUACCUACGUUAAAGCCUGUUUUCUGGGAGCAUGGAACAAUUUUCUACUCAUGGAAACUCAAACCUCCCAUCUCCAUCCUCCGACCAAAAGUCCACGAAGAGAAAGUGGGAAGACGAUGAUAUCCAAUACGAGUCCGAUCCCUCUGAACUCAGAUUCCUGGGGGAUGCAGGCAGCAGCAAACAAGCUGCCUGGUUGGUCAAGCUCCCGCCAUAUUUAACUAAUCACUGGAAGGAGCUUUUGGAUUCCGACGACAACGAAGAGCUAUUGCUCGGCGCUAUCAGGAUCAAGGUUCCAAAAUCUCAUGAGAAUGUAAGUUGGAUGUUUCACCGGCCUCAACCAGAUCAGCUAAAAUGGAUUCCUGACAUGGGCGGUGUUACCAGAAGCAAGAAAUGAGGCUCAGGUUGAAUCCUAGCCUAAAAACUAGUCGAAGUAUACCCCAGGAUUACCAAUUAGAAUCGCGCGGGAGCCCUCGCAACAUGUAUUGUUGGGCAGAGGAGGAGGGGGGUGUCCCAAAGAAACGAGAAGGGCCUCCCAUGCCAAUAGCUUUCAUCGAAAGGUCCCGUAGGGGACAUUGGGGCUCAGAAGGCACCCGGGAACCAAAGGAAACUACCUUCCGACGUCCUUCUAAAGGUAGUAGCAGGUAUUUUCAUAUGGUAGCUGAUCUCAUUUGCUGACUGCCUCUCGAGCAGUUAACAAAACUUCCUUUGUCGCCAAAUUCGGGGAUGAGCUUCUGGCGACCCCUAUCAGGGUGGAGGGUGCCCCGAUCCUUCACGCACAUCCUGAGGUCGCCAAAAAAGAGCUAGGAUGUAUCACACCAGUGAAUGCUCAGAUGAACAUCCUCAGGCCGGGCACCGUUGGGGAGUUUCCGAAUCGAAAAGGGAAGGAAUUGCUGUUUACUGCCGCUGCCGCAUGUCCACCCAUCGCACUUACUUUUCUUCAUCUAACAAAGUAUAGAAGCCCAUUUCCGGCCGCGGCCCCAAAGAUAAGGCAUACCGCAUGAACAAGGAUGUCCUAAUCUCUAGCCUCUACAAGCUCUUUGAAGAGAAGGAAUACUGGUACUUGAAGGAGUUUCGUGAGAAGCUCUUCCAGCCCGAGGGUUACCUGAGGCAGGUUCUGAAAGAAAUUGCUAUAUACCAUCAGGACGGGUCCAUGGCCGGAACCUGGGAAUUGAAUUCUGAUUCCAGGGAGGCUCUAAAGUGGGUGAAAGCACAGGUAAAAUGAGAAUUGGUGAAGGGGGUUUUAUUGUAUUUUCUUGUUCUAUAGUUGCUCCCCACUUAUGGGGAUAGCAGAAUCAUAUUUUGUAAGUACGAUAAAUCAAGUCAGCGUAGAGAGGAGAAUUCCCUCCUUUAAAACCCUCGCCAUUUGAAACCGUUGACACACUCCGCAAUACAGCGUAGCGUAUUAUUAGGCCUAUCAAAAGGAAAAACAUCUACAGCACCCAUGACCCCCGGAAAAGGCGCACUUGGCAGCCCAUACCGCUCGCCCCUGAAAGGCGAUGGCUACCGGAAAACCUGGAUGCUGCAGCAAUUGACAUACAAGUAUGAAUACUCGAGUACAUACACUUCAUGAAGAUCCAAGGAUAAGCCAUCACACUGCACAGCACAACCAGGCACCCCCUAGGCUAAAAUUGUAAGCAGUUGGCCUAGGAUCGUCAAAUGCUAAGCUAAAAGUCUAGAUAACUAUCCAGCUCCUCUGUGGCCGGACCAGGCACCACAGUAGAUGAGACGCCAAUCGUGCGAGAUAACUGCUGUCAGGCUUAGAAGGCAUUGAGAUUGGAGGAGCAGAGCGGGGCUGUUUUAAUGUGAUACCCACCUUACUACCAUUUCAAGCCCUUGUAAUGUUUUAAGGACCGUACUUUUUCGUGCCUGGAGAGA
Messenger RNA from Tuber aestivum (summer truffle), 1982 nucleotides. The record is from the annotation of a GenBank genome assembly. NCBI's taxonomy places the organism in Eukaryota, Fungi, Ascomycota, Pezizomycetes, Pezizales, Tuberaceae.